GUCUCUAUUUUAUCAUUUAUUUAAUAUUUCACGUAAUGAGCAAUUAUAAAAUGGUAGAAUCUUCUCCUGCAGUUGAGUGAUACAACAUCUUGUAUGAUACAAACUAAAUUUAUACUUCUAUGUUAUGAUGGAUUGGAUUCAUGGAUUGGUUCAAAAGGAUUGAUGGAUUGGAUUGAUGGAUUCAAGUGAAAUCCUCGCAUUGGACCAAUAUGUAAAUUUAAAAAAUUGUAUGUACCAAAAUCUCAUAAAAUCUAAUUACAAAAACAUAAUUAUUCAAUGAUUUUACAUUAAAAUUAAAUUUGGGGAUCAAAAUGUAAAAUAUUAAAGAGACCAAUUUGUAAUUUGUUAGACAACGACACAUCCACAGCCACAGACUUCUUGAUGAAGUCAUACAAAGCCACCAUGUCCUUCAAGGGAUCAAAUCCUUUCCUCUCGGCGAACUCGAUCAGCCCAUUCAACACCGCGAUAUCGUUGUUCUCACCCCAUAACCACUGGAAGAGCACUCUUGGCAUAUUUUCCUUCUUACCAUCGCCGUCCAUGUCGAUUUCCGCCACCUCUUUCUGCCUCUUGGCGUCCUUUGCUUCCCUUUCAGUUUCACUCGCCCUUUUUGUCGUCGGCGUAGAUUUUGAGGAAGAGGCAGGAACCGAAUGCACUUGAGCUUUAGGCUGGGGCUUGGAAGCGAUGAGCAGAACGCCAGAGCUCUUCGGUGGCAGAUCAGAGUCGGAAUCCGUGUCGGAAACGUGCUUGGAGUCGGAAUCGAAGCUUGGAACCGCUGGCUACUUCAGUUGACAGGGCGCCUGAGGCGGCAGUUCUUCGUCAUUGGUGGAGGAAGUAUCAUCAUCUUCCUCAGAAGAAGCAGGAGAUGGAGGGUCUUCCUUCAGAUUCGGCCGUUUGGUAGCCAUGCGAGGUUCCGUAGUGGUUGCUAGGGCUCGCAGAUUAGGGGAUUAAUUUAGGAGAAUUCGGCUUCCGGCUGAAACAAUGGGCCGGGAUAAUAUAUAGGGAUGAUAUGGUAAUAUAAGAUGCCUAAAGUU
Molecule: messenger RNA, 1031 nt
Organism: Linum trigynum
Lineage: Eukaryota; Viridiplantae; Streptophyta; Magnoliopsida; Malpighiales; Linaceae
Source: the annotation of a GenBank genome assembly